This is a messenger RNA of Drosophila ananassae, 925 nucleotides long. RefSeq names its product proteasome subunit alpha type-7-1B (gene Prosalpha4T2). The coding region runs from base 101 to 859 and encodes 252 amino acids. The record is from RefSeq and is a predicted model, not a curated record. Gene Ontology annotation, cellular component: nucleus; proteasome core complex, alpha-subunit complex; proteasome core complex. NCBI's taxonomy places the organism in Eukaryota, Metazoa, Arthropoda, Insecta, Diptera, Drosophilidae. The transcript has 2 exons. Gene Ontology annotation, biological process: ubiquitin-dependent protein catabolic process.
CAAGUGACAGUGUCGUCCUCACAAACUUGAAAAUUCCGAGCAUCUCAACACAGUACUUUAUAUAUUUUGUUAUUAUUGAAAAAAAAUAAUUUUUAUCAUAAUGGCCGAACGCUAUGAUCGCGCAGUUACCAUUUACUCGCCGGAUGGUCACCUGCUCCAGGUGGAAUACGCCCAGGAGGCGGUUCGCAAAGGAUCCACUGUGUGUGGAGUGCGCACCAAUAACGUCAUCGUGCUGGGCAUGGAGAAGAAGUCCACGAGCGAUCUGCAAGAAGAGCGAUUUAAUCGCAAGAUUUUUACGAUCGACGAUCAUGUCGUGAUGACCUUUGCAGGUCUCACGGCGGAUGCCCGAAUCCUGGUCAACCGGGUUCAGGUGGAGGCCCAGAGCCAUCGCUUGAAUUUUGAGAAGCCCGUUUCCGUGGAGUAUAUAACGCGCUAUAUAGCCCAAAUGAAGCAGAAAUAUACUCAGAGCAAUGGACGACGUCCUUUUGGCUUGUCCUGCCUGGUUGGUGGCUUCGAUGAGAACGGCACUCCCCACCUGUUCCAAACGGAGCCGUCGGGCAUCUUUUACGAGUGGACGGCAAACACCACUGGACGUUCCGCCCACACUGUUAGGGAGUAUUUGGAGAAGCACGCCGACGACAUCCCGGCCAAUUCCGAUGAGCCUACGGCGGUCAAGUAUAUAGUCCGCACUCUGAUGACUGUCUCCCAUUUGAACCAGAACCAAAUGGAUGUGGCCGUGCUGAAGUACAAGCAGCCACUGAGAAUGAUUGAUCGCAAUGUCCUGACCGAUCUGGUGAAGGUUAUUCGACGAGAGCUGGACGAGGAGGCCAAGCAGCGGGCACGUAUUAGUAUUUCCUAAUUCCAGGCAUGGCCAGCGGCCAGUUUCCGUUUAUUUUGUUAUUUUGAAUCAAGAGUUGAUAACCAA